CGCAGUUGUGCUGGGCGCGCGUGGCGCACAAUCGAUGUGCGCGAGAGAGGCUCCGUCCGUGCGUAGUAUUGCAAAACGGAGCAGUCAUCACAAGAGAGAGAGAGAGAACGAGCGUGUUGUGUACAGAGUCGUGUGGUCGUCUGCGCAAAAGAUCUAUUCGGGCACGUGCACACGCCUGCAGCCGCAGCAGCAGCAGCGAGCGAUGUGCCAUCGCAACGACGACGACGACGACUACGACGACGUUCGACUUAUUAUUGCUGUUGAAACGAGUUGGACAUAUCAGUGCGUCGAGUUGUGCUUGUGCGCGAUCACGUAUAGUAGUUCAGUGCCUCGAAAUUACCCGUAGGAGCAGCGAAUAUUAUUUAUCCCGAUAGCGGCGGCUCGCUCACGGACGCGUCGUACUACGUUUAAUACGCAAUCGGUAUAUAUUUUAUUAUAUAUCCUUGGCCAGAGCCGAGGCCGCAGACGAAGCGAGCGACUACUACUAUACUACGAGCUACGAGCCAGCAGCAGCAGCAGCAGCAGCAGUCAGUAGCAGCAGCGGUGCAGUAUUACCGAACGAAUUCAGAUGCCCGCAGCUGCGCGAUCGCAUGAGCAGCGGCAACAAGUCCCCCAGCAGCAGCAGCAGCAGCCGCACGCGACGCUGGAGGGAGCUCAGCAGCAGCAGCCGCAGCAGCAACAACAGCAACAGUCACUGCAGCAACCAGGAGUCGCGCUAGCUCGCGAUGCCGCAGUAGCUGCGCCGCCGCCGCUGCUGCACCAGACUGUGUUGCAGCCGCAACCACAACAACAACUUACCACGACCACGACCACGACCACCUUCGAGCUUCAGCAAAACUUCAUCGGCUGCAAUCUCGCCGGCCAGCCGAUCAGCUUUCCCUCCUUCCAAUUGCAGCAAGCUCCUCUGGCGCGACUCGAGCUGCAGCAGCCGCGCACUCUGCCAGUCAUACAGUUCGCUCAGCAGCAAGUCGCCCACCAGACUUGCCUCUCGCAGCAGUUUCAGCUGCAGCCCCAGCAGCUUCAGGCAGCCUUCGCCCCGGCUGCUGCUCCUCCUCUGCCUUCCAUGGACGGCUCCGAUUGCAAGUUGAUCAGCGAAGCUUGUGGCCAGAUGCGCGUCUGCUUCGACUCGUUGUGCUUUUCGGCGCCGCCUCAGAGGCUGGCCGACGAUGACGAGGUUCAGCAACAGCAACAGCAACAGCAACAACAGCAGCAGCAACAACAACAACAGCUGCUGCUGCAGCAGAGCGUGCCGAUGGUGCAGGCGAGGGCACCCCAGCCCAACGCCGAGCAGCAGAGGCUCGGUCUCAAGCUCAACGAACUUCAGGAGCAGAUAAAAGACAGAGACGAGAAAAUCGGCGAGUUGCUGGACCGCUUGCGACGCCAGGAGAACGAGAUUCUCGAGCUGCGGAGCCACCUCGACAAAUUCCAAAGCGUCCUGCCUUUUAAAUCGCCCUUGGCCAGUAGCUCGGAGCUGCGGCCGCGCAAGCAAAGGGCCCAGGGUAUAUCGGCCGAGCCGCCGGGCUUGCAGGAGCCCGUGGCCCUCAAGCGAAUCGACAAAAACGACGGAUCACGCGAACUGAUUAAAGCAGCUAUAUUAGAUAAUGACUUUAUGAAAAAUCUGGAGCUCACUCAAAUACGAGAAAUCGUUGAUUGUAUGUACCCUGUGAGUUUUGCUGCUGGCACUGUAAUUAUUCGAGAAGGAGAUGUUGGUUCCAUCGUAUACGUAUCAGAGAAGGGUCAAGUGGAAGUAUCGCGCGACGGGCGGUACCUCAGCACGUUAUCACCGGGCAAAGUUCUUGGUGAACUUGCCAUUUUAUAUAAUUGCAAAAGGACAGCAACCAUAACAGCAGCCACAGAUUGCCAGUUGUGGGCUAUCGACCGACAAUGUUUCCAGACUAUUAUGAUGAGAACUGGUCUCUCCAAACAAGCUGAAUAUACUGACUUUUUGAAAAGUGUUCCACUCUUUAGUGAUUUUACCGAAGAAACCAUCAUUAAAAUUUCCGACGUAUUGGAAGAGACCUAUUAUAAUUACGGUGAUUACAUCAUAAGACAAGGUGCAAGAGGUGAUACGUUUUUCAUCAUAAGUCGAGGACAGGUCCGAGUAACCAUUAAACCAGUUGGUGCCACUAGCGAAGAAUACAUAAGAACGUUAGGGAAAGGCGACUUUUUCGGCGAAAAGGCUCUGCAAGGAGAUGAUCAAAGAACAGCCAACAUCAUAGCUGAUGAUCCCGAAGGUGUGAGUUGUCUGGUAAUUGAUCGCGAAACAUUCAACCAACUAAUAUCGUCGAUUGAUGGAAUCCGUAUUCAAUACCAAGAUGAAAUAGACAUUAGGAAAAAGAUAAAUGAAGAAUUUGCAAAAGUAAAUUUGGAAGAUUUAACUGUCAUAACUACUCUCGGAGUUGGUGGUUUCGGAAGAGUCGAGCUUGUACAAAUUAAAGGCGAUACCAACCGUUCAUUCGCCUUGAAGAAAAUGAAGAAAUCCCAAGUUGUCGAGACCCGUCAACAGCAGCACAUCAUGUCCGAGAAAAGGAUCAUGAGUGAAUCCGACUCUGACUUCAUUGUGAAAAUGUUCAAGACCUUCAGAGACCAAAAAUAUCUGUACAUGCUUAUGGAGGCAUGUUUGGGCGGAGAACUGUGGACGAUACUUCGAGAUAAGGGACACUUCGAUGAUGCAACAACGCGUUUCUACACAGCAUGCGUCGUUGACGCUUUUGAAUAUCUACAUUCCCGGAACAUCAUUUACAGGGAUCUGAAGCCUGAGAAUUUACUACUCGACUCGCAAGGAUAUGUAAAGCUUGUCGAUUUUGGAUUUGCUAAACGAUUGGAAAAUGGCAGAAAAACUUGGACUUUCUGUGGUACACCAGAAUACGUUGCCCCAGAAAUAAUUUUGAACAAAGGUCAUGAUGUUAGCGCAGAUGUAUGGUCACUUGGUGUUUUAAUGUUUGAACUUUUAACGGGUACACCUCCAUUCACCGGUUCUGAUCCGAUGAAAACCUAUAAUAUGAUUUUAAAGGGUAUCGAUUCCGUUGAAUUUCCCAGGAUGAUUACUCGGAAUGCUAGUUACCUUAUAAAACGCCUUUGCAGAGAUAACCCAGCCGAACGUCUUGGAUACCAAAAAGGAGGUAUUCGCGAAAUUCAAAAGCAUAAAUGGUUUGACGGAUUCAAUUGGGAUGGGUUAAGAACAAGAACCUUGGAGCCGCCAAUCAAGCCAAAAGUACUCAGUCCAGCUGAUACAAGCAAUUUCGAUGCAUAUCCGCCAGACCCAGAUGUAGCACCUCCUGAUGAUCUUUCUGGGUGGGAUAGAGACUUUUAAUUAUAAGUAAAUAUUUUUACAGAACGGUUAGUCCACUAAAUAAAUUGUAUAUAGUUAUAAUUAAAUUUAUAUUUCCACAAUCAUCCAGCAUAUCCGCUGGUUGGAUAACUAAUAUCAUUUUUUAUCGAUAGCUUUUCAAUUUCGAAAUAACAAUUUUUUUAUUCUUUAUCCAGAAAAUUAAAAUCAUAUUCCGAUUAUCUUUAACAAACUAAAAAGAUAAUGGAUGGAAAAAUGUCCGUAGUAGAGUAUCAAUUAAUAAUUAUAAUCUAUUAAUUUUACCAAUACUUUUUACCAUAUUGUUAAAUCAAUCUUGACAUCGUGUAUGAAACAAUUUCGUAUAAGGUAUCCAAUAGUUCCCUGUAAUCGAAAUGUAAAGUUUUGUAGGCGUACGAAUGAAUUUAUAUUUUAUGAGUUGGUACGACAAUAUUGAACGAUUAGUUGUAAUUGUUUGCAUUCAUUUGUAAAAUGCUGAUGUAUGUCAAAAUAAUUAUUAAUACAUUUAAUAAUUAUGAUGGAUAAUCAAGAAAAAUCUGUGAUUUUAUUAAGAAGCGUAAUAUAAUCGCGUAAAUUACAAUAGCGUGAGCAUAUCACCCGGGUAGAAAAUUUAGACCACGACAAUAAUCAAUGGAUGUGCGUUUGAAGCAAUACUUAUGUUAAUUAGUAGAGUCUGAAAUAAUCGUAAUACUUAUUUUGUUAUUUUAAAUUGUGCGGAAUUCGGAUUUGCGCUUUCAGCGGAUGGAGGAAUUGUAUAUCGAGUCAAAGACGUGUGUGCCGUAAUGAAUUUUGCAACUUCUAUUUCUAUGUUUUAUAACGAAAGUCUAUGAGCAGCGGCGAAGUUGCAUUUUACAGGACUAGUGGUAUAAAGUCAUUUAACAUUAGAAUUGAUUGUUAAUCGUUCAAAAAAAUAAAUGGAAUGAAUGAGAUAAUCUGAAAAACAUUACAAAAUCGAAGCUCAGCAGUAUAAUUUAUAAUCAAAUAUAACGCAAUAUAUUUAUCGGAAAGUAAUAUUUUUUGAAUAAUUUUUUCAUAAUGAGCAAAAUUAACACAUACUGUGAUGAAAAAUAGUUUGACGUAGAUAUGUAAGUUUCUUUUAAAAUUUUGUGAUUAAAACUAUAAUAUAGCGUGGGAAAUUCAUUCGAAAGAGUAAAUAUAAAUUUAGAUAUACAAGCAAGCUUAUCACUUUCACGAAGAUAAUGAGUUGAUAUGUAUGAUACUUGUUGCAAUUGAAUGAAUUUAACAAAAUUGUUAAAAUAAUUUUUAUUUGUAAUGAUUCUAUAAUUGUUAAGACCAUGUAUAUUAAAAAUGUUAGUUAUAUUUUCUCAAUAAAUGUUGAUGUGAUUUGAACAAUGAAAAAAAAUAAGUGAAAACACAAAAAUCGUUAAAAAUGAGUUGUGUACUUCAUUUAAAAAGUUCAUAUCAUGUAAAAAGUAAUACAAUGAAGUCCAUUAUUAAUUAAAACAAACAAAUAGUAACAAUUAUAAAUGAAAUAUUUGUAAAUUGAAUUUUUAUCUAAAUUAG
Molecule: messenger RNA, 4831 nt
Organism: Trichogramma pretiosum
Lineage: Eukaryota; Metazoa; Arthropoda; Insecta; Hymenoptera; Trichogrammatidae
Gene: for
Product: cGMP-dependent protein kinase, isozyme 2 forms cD4/T1/T3A/T3B-like
Exons: 10
Coding region: 569-3313 (914 amino acids)
Biological process (GO): protein phosphorylation
Molecular function (GO): ATP binding; cGMP-dependent protein kinase activity
Source: RefSeq, a predicted model, not a curated record